GCGCCCGGGGCCGUUCCGCAAGCGCGAGAAGCCUGCGGCUGCGCUGCCCAGCGCGGUGCCUCGUGCCACCUGCCUCGCGCGCCGCGGGCGACUGGAGGAACCCAGAGAGCUCGGCCUGCUGUCCCGUUUUCGAAAAGCAGCCUGUGGCGGCGGAGCCGGGAGGAGAGCAUUUCAGUUUUCUACGGGACUGAGAUUUUUUUUUUCCUCCUUACAAUUUGGGGGGGAGUCCUAGUAGAGGUCAGAGGGGCAAGAGAGGAUCUAGAAAAGCUGCCGAGGACUGUGAACAUGGGCACCCUCUCCUAUCAUUGGAAAAUCUCCUUGACAUUUUUCACACUUUGAAGCAGCUGCAGCUGGUGUCGUCGGAAAAGGGGGUGGGAAAAAAAGAGAGGGGGCGGGGAGAGCAGGGAGACACUGGCAAGAGCCAAGAGCAGCGCCUCCUCUCCUGCCAAUCCUGGCACCUGUGCGCCGAGCCACUGCACCGAGGAGGACCCCACUCCCGGCGAACCCCAGGCUUGAAGCCACGGACUCCCAGCCCUUGCACGGGGGCUUCUCGUCGGCGGGACCUGCAGCCUCCCACUCUGGCCACCGCCGCCGCCUUCGUCCGCCGAAGCACAUUGCACCUCUGAGUAGCCCACUGCGCCCCAGCCCCCGGGGAUCCUCGCCCAGCGGAGGCGCCGCGGCGGGCAGCGGGUGUUACAGAGUUGGGUCCCUUUCCUGCUCUUCUCUUCUCCGCCCAGGAUUUAUUGUCUGUGGAGCUUUCUGGGGGCGGGGAGGGAGCUGCGCCUCCGCCACCACCGCCGCUGCUGCUGCUGCGGUCGCUAGCGCGGCGCGCAGGGCAGGCGGAGGCCGGGGAGUGGACGCGCUCGUGCCUCCCCCGCCGGCGCUCUGGGCUUCCCCUCAGCGGCUCCCCGCGGGAACCUCACCAGCGGUCCACCUGAAGGGCAUCAGCAUCAUGGUCUAACGCGGCACCUGCCUGGAAUCCCCUCUUUCUCCUCCUCUUCCUCCUCCUACUCCUUCUCCUCCUCCUCCGAGGACUCUCGCUCCUACUCUACUGCGGACCCUCGAACACUUUAAGGAAUAACCCUUAGCAGCUGCACGGCUCACGCUCUCCAGAACCUCAUGGGCAGUUUCUCCCGCCGGCGAUGAUGGAGAAUCUAAUAAGGGGAAGAAAUCCCCCACAAUAUCAGAGAAGUCCUUGUAAAGAGGUUCGUGCAGCACUUCGGAAGAGGCCUGAAGAGGAGUUGCAGUGCCUGGAGAUGACCACCAAACGGAAAAUCAUCGGCCGUCUGGUGCCGUGCCGAUGUUUCCGAGGUGAAGAAGAAAUCAUCUCAGUUUUAGAUUACUCCCACUGCAGCCUUCAGCAGGUGCCAAAGGAGGUCUUUAACUUUGAGCGGACAUUAGAGGAGCUUUAUCUAGAUGCCAAUCAAAUUGAAGAGCUACCCAAGCAAUUGUUCAACUGUCAAGCUCUACGAAAACUAAGUAUUCCUGAUAAUGACCUUUCAAGUCUGCCAACCUCAAUUGCUAGUUUAGUUAAUCUUAAAGAACUCGACAUCAGUAAAAAUGGUGUACAAGAAUUCCCAGAAAAUAUAAAGUGCUGUAAGUGUUUAACAAUUAUUGAAGCCAGUGUCAAUCCCAUUUCUAAACUCCCUGAUGGCUUCACUCAGCUUCUAAACCUGACCCAGCUCUACCUGAAUGACGCCUUUCUUGAGUUUCUUCCAGCCAAUUUUGGAAGGCUUGUCAAAUUGCGAAUCUUGGAGCUAAGAGAAAAUCACUUGAAAACUCUACCAAACAUCUGAAGAUCCAGAGUGUGCCCCUUGCCCAAUCGCCUGAGACUAUACAGUGACACCUACAACAGAGGAUGUGGAGGCAGCAGCUUUUCGGGCACCAGAAAUGGCAGCAUCAGGAGCAUCAGCACGAAUAGACUUUGUAGAGGUAGUUCUCCCAAACUACACGGUGAAACCAAACAUUUUUGGUGCGCCACCUGCUGGUGGGGCUGCCAUUUAACUGCCCGGUGUAUACAAAAUGUUUGGUCUUUGUUAAAAAUUUAACAAUGACAUUCCUGACUAGGAUAGAGAGAUCUGAUUUUUUUUUCCCACAUGUGUUCAGUUGCCAUAACUUUCAAUGAACAUGAACUUUUAUUAGGCUCAGGAAAACAUUAAGACCCAUGUUUUAUCAAACUUAUUUUACUAUUUGUUAUGCAAAAUUGCUAUUGAAUAUAAUUUUGUAUAAAUAUUUUUAAACUUAGAUUAAAAUAAGCCAUCCUUAUUCAAUAACAAAAGAUAAUUUCUCUAGUCCAUGAAAUUCUUUAGAUACUGAAUAUGUUUGUCCAGUUUUUGUCCCUGAGGAAGUUCCACUGUGAACUUAUUCUGCAAAAUGAAAGAUUAUUCCCAGAUGGCCCCAAGUCAAAAUAUGAAAUGCUGGUGAUUUAUUUAUUUUUAUAUAAUCUUUUAUAUAAUUUAAUGUGAAAUGGUUAUUUUACCACUGUAAAAAUAUUUUUUGUUAAUUAACCACAUUGGCUUUAUUUGUACAGUUCAUUGACUUUCAAUUGCAUGCAAAAUGAGUCUGAAAAGAUGCUUUUGCAAAAUGAAUAACAAUCAACAUAAUGGGUGCGUUUACUUUGAAUAUUUUAAACAUAUGACUAAGAAGCAGGAUAAUAUUUCUUACAAACGUUAAGCAGUUCAAUGCCUUGAACAUCAUCGUCUUGCCUAAUGCAGUGCAGCAUAACCCUCUUUCACCCUGUUCUAUUCUGGAACCAAGCAAAAUAUUUUUUAAAAUUAUGAUAAUUUUAUUGGAGAUAUUUCUUGAUUCAAUACAAUUUGAGGGAUCUUCUUAUAAAACCAGUAUGAACAGAAUACCAUUGAGAGUAAUAGCUUGUCCUGUAUUUUUAAAAUAUUUCAAAAAAUAUUUUACAGUUAUUUCUUUCACUUUCUAGGAAAAAAUAAAGUAUGACAUUUUAUACAAAACCUAUGCUAUGGAACCAAUGUGUAUUGUGCUGAUUAUUUCUAUUCCGCCUUAUAUAUUUUAAUUAUGUGAAACAUAUAAAAUAUGAGGUAAUUUCCUAUAAUGCAAAUAGCACUUCGCAUGAAACAUGUAUGCAUAUGAAAGUCCAUGUUGAUAUUUUUGUUAAAAUUAUGUAAAUGCUGAUUUUUCCAGAAUUACUUGUGAAGAUCUGUGUAAAAAUAUAUAAAUCUACUUAAUUGUGUUUGGAUAACACUGUUUUAGCCAUGUUUAGCACAUGCUGACUUCUAUCAUCUUUAUACAUAUUGCGUAUCUCUCAAACAGUAUUCUGAAAGAUAUAUUGCUAUUCUAAGAACACAAAAUAUAAGUCUCUGGUAUUCCUUUAAAAUAAGUUUUAUUAUCAUAGUACAGUUAGUUUAUUAUCAUAGUGCAGUUAAAAAAAUAAAACAAUAUUUAAACAAUGUGUUCUUAAGAAAUCUCAGUGUCCUUCAAAUACCACCAAUACCUAACUUUCAAAAAUUUAGUUUGGAUAGUAUUGAAACAUUUGACCUGAAUGUAGCUUUAAAGAUGAAAGAAAUAUUGCUGUUCUGCCUCUAAGAUGUUCCAAGUAAGAAACUGAACUUUUCAUUGUUAAAGCUUAAAAAAUCUUAUAAAGUUGCAAUUAAAGUUUGCAGUAAUGUAUAGACUGUUGGAUAAUUAUUUUGUUGGCAUAACCUCAGUGCAGUAAGCCACGUUGCCUUCUGGUCUUAUGAGAAUGUAUGAUAAUCAAAAGUUUGAAAGCAUGUAAGUGUAGGAUAAAGGAAACUUUUCUUAAUGAAAAUAAAUUAACAAGUAAUUCGAAUAACUGUUAUCAAAGCUGAAAUGGUUUAAAAUUGCAUCCACAGAAGUGAUUAUGCAAAGAAAUUGUUAAACUAAAUGUCACCAAACAUAAUACUUGAUUCAUAUUUGCCUACUGUUCAUACCAUAUGUCACUGUUAAUGUUCCAAAAAGCAUAAAUGAUUUUAAAUUCAUUUGUUUACAUUAAUCUAAUCUUUCAUUCACAGAGAAGUUUCAUGUGCUAACAACAAAUUAUUAAAUGUGUUUAUUUUAUAAAGUUACAUUUUUAACUUCUAGAUUAGUUUUUAAUCAACUAGGUAAAACGGUAAGAGGAUGAAAGAUAUUUAUAUGCAUUUAUUGUUAUUGAACUAGUAAUUUUUACUGAACUAGCUUUUAGAAAUAUAUUCUAUUAAUUCAUGAGUAUUGGGAUAGCCAUAUUAAACCAGAAUUUGGCUAAAUGUACUUAAUAAGGAAAAAUAACUACAAAAAAAUACCCCUUAAGAGGAAGGCAAUAAAAUAUGCGGUUAUCUAUUCUCUAGGAUACCAAGUACAAAAAGCCCUUUCCCCUCUCAUAAAAUCAGACCAACUCCUGGGCACUUGGGACAUGAUGUGAACAACACACGGAAUUGCCCUUCAACACCUUAUUGACAUAUUGUGAACAGAAGUCCAUUUUUAUGUCUCUUAGGAGUGCCUCAAAGAAUAGAAUAGAAGACAGAUUCCCUUGUUUCUCAACAACUACGGUUCCUAGAAGUUUGUUAAGAAUUUCUUACUUAUGAGGCUGGGGUUGGUAGAGCACUUGCCUAGCACAUAUGAGGCACUGAGUUCAAUCCUUAGCACCACAUAAAAUAUAAAAUAUAUACAUAGAGUUGUACAUAGAGUUGCAGAAACAUUUUUGGCAGUGAAAUGCAAAGGGCUUUCAUCAGAGCAUAGUUCAUCUUGGCAUUUAUAGGGCAAAGGUUGGUAAAAUCAAACUUCUUCCAGGUUAUUCCUUAAAUCAGUGCGCAUUCUGCACUUUUAUGAUUUGAUUUGAAAAGGAUUUCCUGGACAAUAGACAUAGCCAUGUUCAAAUGUAACUAAUAACAAAUUGUGAAGCCAAAUCAAAGCAUCUUGCAUUAAUAUCUGUUUGUAAUUGACCAUAAAUCUGCUUCCCUUUAUUAGUUUGACUAAGGUCCAAUCCAAAUGUCAGUCUACCAAGGCUUCUCUGGUUCUCCAACCCUAGUCACUCUACUACAUAUGGAUGUGGGACUUUGGAUAUAAUCUUACUAAAAGGAAACCAUGUCAAGGAUCUGCUUCCUUGAGUUCUUUGAAGGCAGAACUGUCUUACUCAUCAUCCUACAAUGGCUAGAAAAGUGCCUGGUCCAAAAGUUAAAUUUGUUGGAUGGAUAGAGCAGAUACAACAAUCAGAGGAAAUACUAUACCUGCUGAGUAUUCUAGUACUAUUACAUGUAAUAAAAAAACAACAAAACUGAAAUGUCUAAAGUUAUUCUCUGUACCUAUUCAUAAAAUUGCAAAACUGUCACAAGACUCAUUUUCCUCAAAACUCACAGGGAGCAUGGCAUGGAGGUAUGCAUCUGUAAUCUCAGCACUCUGGGAGGCUGAGGCAGGAGUAGCUUGAGCCCAGCAGUUCCAGACCAGCCUGUGUAACACAUAAAGACCCCAGCUACAAAACAAAACAAAAAAACUGCCAAUGAGACCAACACAUUUAUGUGCUAGUUUCAAUUGUGCCACUACAGUUUAAGUAGCCUUUAUUUGAAAAGCUUAGGAGAAGUGUUUAAGAUUUUAAAGUUUUGUGGACUUUGGAGUAUUUUUAAAUUCAUAAUGAGAUAUCUUGGGGGAUGGAACUGAAGAUAAUUUCAAUCAGUAUUUUUAUUGGCCCUAAGUUUUGACCAAGACCUGCACAUGAGGUCAGAUGUGGAAAUUUUCACUUGUAUAUAAUAUAAGUGUUCAAAAAAUUUUGAAUUUUAGAGCAAUUUGGAUUUGGAAUUUGGGGUUUUGGGAAUAGGAAUCUUCAACCUGAAAAAGAUUUCUGAAUUUGAAACUGUUAGCAUCAUCAUAUAAUACACACACACACACACACACACACAUAUAUGUAUAUAUAUGCUUGCAUGUGUGUGUGUAUACAUUUGAAUUACUAUGACACCAAAAACUUAGGCAAAAAAAAAGCAAAAAUAAACAGAUGGGACAUAUCUAAGUGAAAAGAUUCCAUAUAGCAAAGAAAACGUUAACAAAAUGAAAAGACAAUUUUUAUAUUGUGAGAAAAUAUUUGCCAUCUCUUAAGUCUGAGAAGGGUCAAUAUGCAAAACACAUAAAGAAAUUAAAAAACUCAAUAGUGAAUCAACCCAAUGUGAAAGAUAAGCAAAAGACUUUAUAGGCAUUUUUCCAAGGAGUACAUAUAAUAGUCAAUAGGUAUAUGAAAGUUUUCAAUAUCUCUAAUCAUUAAGCGAAUACAGAUCGAAACCACAAUGAGAUAGCAUCUCAUACCUGUUAGGACACAAUUAUCAGAACAAAAACAGAUAAAAAGUAUUGAGGAUGGUAUUUAGAAAAUAUAAAUUUGUGACAAUGUGAAUGGAUAAAGCCAUUAGGGAAGAUAAUAUGGAGAUUUCCCAAAACAUUAAUAAUAAAACUACUGGGGCUAGGGUUGUAGCUCAGUCGUAAAGUACUUGCCUUGCAUGUGAGAGGCAUUGGGUUCGAUCCUUAGCACCAUGUAAAAAUAAAUAAAUAAAGAUAUUGUGUUCCUCUACAACUAAAAAACAAUUUUAAAAAAUAAAUAAAUAAUGAAACUACUAUUGAUCCAGUAGUUCCUUUUCUGAGUAUAUACAGUAACCAAAAUAUAAAAGCAAACUUGUAGUCAACUGAUAAAUAAAGAAAUUAUGAGAUAUAUAUACAUACACACACAUGCAUACACAUAUAUAUGCACAUAUACAUGCAUAUAUCUCACUUACAUAUAAUGGAAUAAUAUUUGAACUUAAAGAAGGAGUCCUGUCAUUUGUGACAGCUUGAAAUGCAUGGAUUAUAUUUUGUUAAGUGAAUUAAGUCAGACACAAAAAGAAAAAUGCUGCAUGAUCUCAAAGAAGGUCAAUUAUAUAGAAACAGAGAGUAAGGUGGCAUUAGCAGGGGGUAGGGGAUGGUGCAUAAGGAAUAAUGUAGGUCAGAGUGUACAAACUCAUGUUUAUAAGAUGGAUAUUUUCUAAAAACCUAAAGCACAGGAUGGUGACUAUAUUAAUAAUGUAUGGUAUUCUAAAAUAUUCUAAGAAAGUCAACCUGAAUUAUUAUCACCAUAAGAAUAAAAGAACGUAUCUGUAUGAGGUGAUGGAUAAGUUAAUUAGCUUCAUUAUGGUAACCUUUGCACAAUGUGUGCAUGUAUCAAAACACCAAGUUGUACAUAUUGAGUAUAUACAACUUUUUCUUGUCAAAUAUACCUCAAUAAAGUUGAAAAUUUUUUAAUGUAAAAGUAAAGUAAAAGAGGACAUGAAUAACAAGGACAGGGUGUUCAAGGCAAGAGUUAAAAACUCAAAUGACAGAAUUUAAAUGUUGGUGCAACAUCUCACAAAUAAAGCAAACCAUGCAUUUAAGCUCUUCAAAUCCCUCUUGUACUGUGGUAGGCCUGAAGGUGUACAAAGUUGUAUGCAUUGCAACUCGAACUUGGCUUUGACCUCUCACUAAACAAUGACUGAAACAAAACUUACUUGGACUUUAAAUAGUCUCUUAUUCUUUAACAAUGAAGGGAACUAAUGUUUAUUUGGUGGAUGCCAGGCUCUGUACCCACAUGCAUCAUUUCAUAAAACCUUGUAGCUACUGUGUAAAGUACGUAUUGUCACAUUUGAGAAAAACUGAGUCUCGGAGAAAUUAAAUGAUUUACCCAAGAUCGCUCUGGUAGAAAGUAGCAGAAACU
Messenger RNA from Marmota monax (woodchuck), 7666 nucleotides. RefSeq names its product leucine rich repeat containing 7 (gene Lrrc7). Lineage: Eukaryota; Metazoa; Chordata; Mammalia; Rodentia; Sciuridae. Gene Ontology annotation, biological process: neurotransmitter receptor transport postsynaptic membrane to endosome; neurotransmitter receptor transport, endosome to postsynaptic membrane. The transcript has 8 exons. Gene Ontology annotation, molecular function: protein binding. The record is from RefSeq and is a predicted model, not a curated record. Gene Ontology annotation, cellular component: postsynaptic membrane; postsynaptic density; adherens junction. The coding region runs from base 1143 to 1796 and encodes 217 amino acids.